UGUGUUGAUGAAUGGUUUGUUGUCAUGUAAUUGUGUUUGUUCUCAGGGCCUAAGUGGAUUGGAUGGGUUGCUAGGUGUUGAGGGUAAUGAAGGAGAUCCGGGGAACAUUGGUUUCAGAGGAGCUCCUGGAACACCAGGAAGGCCUGGAGAAACUGGGAAACCUGGAUCUCCUGGGAUCAGAGGAAACAUUGGAUCACCAGGCUUCAAGGGCAAAGCUGGACCAAAAGGAAAACAAGGCCCCCCUGGACCAAUGGGGCCAAAGGGUAUCCCUGGACUGAGAGGAGAGAGAGGCCGGUCUGGAAGAUCUGGUUCAAAGGGUCUCCCAGGUGACACAGGGAUUCUGGGACCAAUCGGGCCACCUGGGCUUAAGGGGAAUCCUGGUUUACAGGGACUUAAAGGUCAAAGAGGUCCUGGAGGAAAGCAGGGGAAUACUGGUCCUUCUGGUCCACCUGGGCAGAAAGGCUUGUUUGGACUCACUGGCCAGUCUGGAAAGAAGGGAAUGAAAGGCGUCCAAGGCAGAAGAGGACAAAAGGGAGUGGAGGGCAAGCGUGGACCUCCAGUAAGAAGUUUUUUGAUAUUUGAAAUGUGGUGCAGUGAGGUUUAG
Labrus bergylta (ballan wrasse) is the source of this 604-nucleotide messenger RNA. NCBI's taxonomy places the organism in Eukaryota, Metazoa, Chordata, Actinopteri, Labriformes, Labridae. The record is from RefSeq and is a predicted model, not a curated record.